Molecule: messenger RNA, 1186 nt
Organism: Seriola dumerili (greater amberjack)
Lineage: Eukaryota; Metazoa; Chordata; Actinopteri; Carangiformes; Carangidae
Product: tumor necrosis factor receptor superfamily member 14-like
Exons: 9
Coding region: 386-1186 (266 amino acids)
Biological process (GO): apoptotic process; positive regulation of T cell migration; positive regulation of cytokine production involved in immune response
Cellular component (GO): external side of plasma membrane; membrane
Molecular function (GO): transmembrane signaling receptor activity; protein binding
Source: RefSeq, a predicted model, not a curated record
UGUGUCAGGGUGAGACUGUAGGGCUUAAAGAGAGAUUGAAUCCUUGUGUGAACCCUUUGACCAACCUGCAGCAGCCUGGACUCUCUCCUGAUGUUUGUCUGAGUGUAAAUAUGAAAACCAGCAUCGAUUCUUCUCAUCCUCCAUUGUCUCGACCAGCUGCCACCUGUUCAUAUGAACCUAAAACACUGGACUAAACCACAGCUGGUUUGGAUUGGACUUCUUCUGUUGUCUCAUUGUACCUGGAAAUCUGCAUACCUUCAUACGGUCCUUAAUAUCGCCUCUUAACUUUUCAAAAACCCAGCGAAGCUCAUAUAUCUGACGUCACGUGAAGUACUCGGAUCCGCAUGAAGGGAAAGUGGGUGGCAGGAUAUGUCUCACAACAGCGAUGAUCACAGUGAGAUGGUGUCUUCAUAACCUGAAACCUGCCAACCUGCCGUUUGAGAUGACUUCUAGAAGAAAUCCUUACACAGCUGCAUCUUUGUUGAUUCUUAUGAUCAGAGUCUUUAGAGGAAAUACCCUGACCUGUCAUCCAGCAGAGUAUCGGACAGGAAACGAAUGCUGUCCUAUGUGUCCACCUGGAAAUAGAGUUAAAACAGACUGCACAGAGUUCAGGAGUACUUCCUGUCUGCCCUGCUUAGAAGGAACAUUUGUGAAUCAACCCACUGGACUUAAACAAUGUUUUCCCUGCACAAACUGUGAUCCAGGUUCUGGUCUGAAGAUAAAGAGAUCAUGUACAACAACAUCAGAUGCAGUUUGUGAAGCCCAGGAAGGAUUCUACUGUACUGACUUUACAAAGAACAGCUGUGUGGCAGCAGAGAAACACACAAGAUGUCAACCAGGACAAUACAUCAGUCAAACAGGAACAGCCUCCAAAGACACUGUGUGCUCUGACUGCAGAGAUGGAACAUUUUCAGAUGGGACAUUUACAUCUUGUCAACCACACACACAAUGUGAAUCAGAAAACCUUCAGCUGAUAAAACCAGGAACUGCUGCAAGUGAUGCUGAAUGUAGAGAAAGAAGUAGCACAGUAAUGAUCCCAGGGCUGAUCACAGGAAUUGUGAUCAUCGCUGUAGUGCCUCUUUUAGUGAUUGGCAUCGUAGUUCUCGUCUGGAAGAGAAGAAAACGUCGAGCAGCUCUAAGAAGAAAUGGAUGCCCUCCCACAGAGGUAUGUUUGUUACUCUCUUAG